Molecule: messenger RNA, 1556 nt
Organism: Galleria mellonella (greater wax moth)
Lineage: Eukaryota; Metazoa; Arthropoda; Insecta; Lepidoptera; Pyralidae
Exons: 3
Coding region: 78-1094 (338 amino acids)
Source: RefSeq, a predicted model, not a curated record
UCCCGGCACAGUCACACAUUACUGUUCGCCAUCCAACUAUCACGCGACGUUGUACGCACGUUGGAAAAUUACGAGAAAUGUACCGAAUACUCGUGCUAUGGAUUAGUUUGUGUACAGUAGUUGACUGUGCAAAUUACGGUCGUUACGGGGAAACGACCAGUCGAUAUCCGAGCUACACAACCAUAUCGAAUUUGUACAACCAAUAUCCAACAUAUAAAGGGAACUAUGGCAGUGACAUCGCCAACUUUCCGGAGGCGACACGAUAUCCGAAUUACAACCCUGUAUAUAACACGAGUAGUUACAACACAUAUUCAAAUUCAGGCGGGUAUUACAAUAAACCUCAAUACCCCACUACAAGGUAUGGAAUGGAUUACGGACAAAGAUACGGCGAGGAGUACACUGGAGGUUAUAGCUCUUACGAAGCACCGUUCAUGAGAGGUAUUAGGGAUUAUUGUGUGAACCGGUCCCCACAGAUGGGUAUUUGGGUGGACAGUUUGAUGGGUAUGUGGUAUGGAGUAGAGUUCAUACAGCACUUGGCUGGUGACGCCAGGGUGGACUACGCCAGGACUUGUAUUGUUAUCCACAUAUCAGAACCGAUGGAUCGGCCAUCAACGGAGAAUCAGUUGUUCCACGUGCAACACAUCAACGCGAAGUUCAGACAACAGUUCCGUCACUUGCGCCUGCUGUGGGACGAGGGUGGGCAGACCACGGAGUACGCGCUUUACUUCCGCAACGAGUCCGCUGGCUACUGGCAGGUGUUCGAUGGACAAAACGGAACCAUGACGACCAAUCCCCACUAUCAGCAGUUUAGCGGCACCGUGCAAGUUCUCAAGGCUGUCAACGAUCAUUUGGUACUCAACUUUUGUCAAGAGCCCAAAAACGGGAGACCGGCUCAGUUGUAUUCUGUACUCUUCUCCCGUGAUCCUGGCAUGAUGGCUCGCUGGGAAGUGGAAUCUGUACAUACCAUGUUACAAAAUAAAAAGCUUUCCGUUGCUUCGAGGCGAAUGGUGUGUGGGAAUGGCGCAGUCAAACCAUUCCAUAGUAUCGUUCUUUCUGUACUGUUAAUAUUUCUUUAUGUUUUCUGUUCGUCAUAGAGGCAUGAAAUACUAGCAUUUCACAAAGGCUACUAAUACUUUUUGGUGAUGAUCUCACUUCUUACGAAUCGCAGAACUCGUUUUUUAAUUUGAUGUCAUUUCAUGACUAAUUCGACAGCAAUUUUUUCUGCGAAGUACAUAGUUUUUUAAAAGAGAAGUAAAACAUCACAGCUGUUAUUAUUUACUACUUUGACAUCCGUCCCUAUAAUUUGGUUUAGAAGAUAAGUAGUGUGUACGUUAUUGUGUUCGAAAUACAAUGCUAGCAAUUAUACUCAUAUUUGAUUGAAUGGCAAAACUUCUUGUUGUCGUUAAAAAUUUAUAUAUACCUAGAGAAAGUUACUUCUAUAAACAUAAGUGCAUUUAUAAAAGUUUUUUUUUUAUAAUCUAUGCUAUUUGAAUGAUAUAUUGCGCAAAUUCAAAUGAAUUUCAAUUAAAGAAAGUUCUUAUUAUUAAUGAAGAUUA